Lytechinus variegatus (green sea urchin) is the source of this 2921-nucleotide messenger RNA. RefSeq names its product heat shock cognate 71 kDa protein-like. Lineage: Eukaryota; Metazoa; Echinodermata; Echinoidea; Temnopleuroida; Toxopneustidae. The coding region runs from base 201 to 1796 and encodes 531 amino acids. The record is from RefSeq and is a predicted model, not a curated record. The transcript is spliced from 9 exons. Gene Ontology annotation, molecular function: ATP hydrolysis activity; ATP-dependent protein folding chaperone; misfolded protein binding. Gene Ontology annotation, cellular component: nucleus; cytosol; cytoplasm. Gene Ontology annotation, biological process: vesicle-mediated transport; protein refolding; cellular response to unfolded protein.
CUUCUAUCAUGCACUGAACUGUGCACACACAGAUCAAUGAUCUCUAUCCACUUUUAUUUUUGGUUGCUAGAGAAUCCGAAUUCCAGACAGAUUUGCUAUUAAAUAGAGGCUCUAAGGAUUUCAGGAGUAUUGUCUGCUGCUUGGUCGCCGACGUCAAGGACCCAAUUCUCUCCACGUUAUAUCAAUUGGUAUAAAGCAAUAUGGCUAAUGCACCGGCAAUUGGAAUCGAUCUUGGGACAUCUUACUCGUGUGUUGGAGUAUUCCAGAAUGGGAAGGUUGAAAUCAUUGCCAACGACGAAGGAAACAGAACAACUCCAAGCUAUGUUGCAUUUACUGAAACUGAGUGCUUGGUUGGAGAUGCAGCAAAGAACCAGGCAGACAUGAAUCCAACCAACACAAUCUUUGAUAUUAAGCGAAUCAUUGGUCGACGAUUUGAUGAUUCAUAUGUACAGCGUCUCGUGAAAACUUGGCCCUUCAAAGUUAUCAACUUUGAAAACAGACCAAAAAUUGAAGUUGAGUUCAUGAAUGAAAAGAAGACCUUCUUCCCCGAGGAGAUUAGUGCCCUGGUUUUAACGAAGAUGAAAAAGACUGCAGAGUCAUAUCUAGGAAAGAAAGUAACUGAUGCUGUUAUAACAGUACCAGCGUACUUCAAUAACUUACAAAGACAGGCAACCAAGAAUGCUGGUGUGAUUGCUGGCCUUAACGUCUUGCGUAUCAUCAAUGAACCUACUGCAGCUCAGGCUUGUAUUGCCUGUGUUCUGGACACUAAGGAAGAAGCCGAGCGAAAUAACGUGAUCCUUGACCUUGGUGGUGGAACGUUCGACGCGUCAGUAAUGACAGUUGAAUGUGGCAUCAUUGAAGUCAAGGCAACCAGAGGCAACACUCAGUUAGGCGGGAGAGACUUUGAUAACAAUGUGGUGGAUCAUUUCAUCGAGAUGUUCGUUAGAGAGUACAAGAAGGAUAUUUCCUCGGACAAGAGGGCAGUGAGUAGACUGAAAACCGCUUGUGAAACGGCCAAGAGGACACUCUGUGAUUCUGAUCAGGCAACCAUUGAGCUUGAUUCACUCAUGGAGGGCAUUGACAUCCGGACAUCCAUUACACGUUCCAGAUUUGAGGAUUUGAAUAAAGUGGAUAUGAGGUCAGCCUUAGACCCUGUGGAAAAGGCUCUCCAUGACGCUGGUUUGGGGAAAAAUGAAAUCCAUAAUGUUUUCUUGGUUGGUGCCUCCACCAGGAUCCCCAAAUUCCAAGAACUGGUGUCUGAUUUCUUUAACAAGAAAUUGAACACGAGCAUGAACCCAGAUGAGGCUGUCGCCUUUGGUGCAGCAUUACAAGCUGCUGUUCUAUCUGAAGACCAACCCAUGCUACCCGUACAAGUCGAAGAUCUGCUGAUCCUUGAUGUAGCUCCUUUAACCUUCAGCCUUGAGACAGCCGGUGGUGUCAUGACUUGUCUCAUAAAGAGAAACACAACAAUUCCGACCAAACAGCAACAAAUCUUCACGACUUUUACUGACAAUCAACCAGGUGUUAUCAUACAAGUCUUUGAAGGAGAGCUUGCAUUGACCAAGGAAGAUAACCUCCUUGGAAAAUUUGAACUCUCAGGAUGGAAAUCAGCACCCAGGGGUGUCCCCCAGAUUGAGGUCACAUUUUGUGUCGACGCCGAUGGUAUCUUUAAUGUAUCAGCUACAGACAAAUCUACCGGCCGGGAUGAGGAAAUCACCAUUGACAUUGAUACCAGUGCGCUUUCAAAUGAAGACAUUGAGAGGAUGGUUGCAGAAUUGGAGAAGAUCAAAUUGUAAGAUAGAGAGGUCCAGCAUCUAGACCCGAAAUUCUCUCUGGGCUUAACUACGUCCUGAAGAGUUACACAGAGGAUGAGCAAAUAGAGGACAAGGUUGCUGACCAAUGAAAAUGGAAGAAAACACAUUUAUAGGCUUACUUCAUUUGUAAGUCUUGAGUACGUUCACUUUGUUUUGUUCGAUCCCAAUUUAUUCUACGAAAAUAAUAGUGUUGUUGGGGUUUUAUUAUUUUUCAAAAUUCAAUUCAUUAACAUGGUAUUAUGUUAACUAAUAGUAAAUAAAAUUAUUUUGUAAGUUCUAUGCCUUAGAUACGGCAUAGGAUUUAAUCAUGUUUGAGAUAGGAUGUAUACGUUUUAAAGCACCAACAGCCAGUCCCAAAUUAUAUAAUUACGCAUGUACUGUAAACAUUGCUUGUAAAAUGUAAUUACGUUUAAAAAAGGUAUUCUGAAAGUGAUUGAGCCCCAAACUCAGAUCGACUUGGGCUGGGUCUAUCGAAAAUGUUUUUAUUUAAAAUCAAAAUAUAGGCCUAUUCAGAUGGAUAAACAUAAUAUAUCUGUGGAGUGUUGGUGUUCUAACUAUCUUGCCUUCAAACAAUAUCUCAUUAUGUUUAUUGGAGAUUAUUAUAUGUAAUUUUCGUGAUUUUCUGCAAAUUUUGGCGUCAAUAUAAGAGUUUGUAAGGAUACGUUCAUCCUGUAGCAUCAGAUAAAUAAUAACCCUUAUCUGAUGUAGAAAAAACUAUGGUUUAUCUAAACAGUGGAAUCAUUCAGCUAUCACGGGUCAUCCCAGUGAUAAAAAUGAAUUACAGAUUACCAAGUCAAGGUUAAAGGUCAUUCGAGGUCAUUCGUGUUUAAUUCCUGCAAGUAUUUUUUCAGUAAUUUAAAAAAAGUUAUUCAUCUCAUCUGUUUUCAAUUAAGCUUGUAUGCCGGGAGUAUCAAAGUAUCAGCCGUUACUUGAGUGAAAUUUCAGGUCUCUGAAUACAGGUCAAAUGUCAUUCCUUAGGUAAUCCCAAGGGGGUCCUUGGAAAUCCCUUAACCCUAAAAGAACUGGGCUAUUUAAGAUAUAUUGAGGACGGGGGGGCGUGAUGCCCCCCUUCAGAUCUCGGCCGCCGUUCUUGCGAACGCGCACGCA